This is a messenger RNA of Amoebophrya sp. A25, 1582 nucleotides long. The record is from the annotation of a GenBank genome assembly. Lineage: Eukaryota; Dinophyceae; Syndiniales; Amoebophryaceae.
AUGCACGCACAGUUUAUGGAGAAAGUAAGUACCUUUAGUACUAUAGUAAGCGAGUGGUCAGUUGUACUACCUUGCGUAUUAUUAUGCGAGUUACUAGAGGUAGAGUCAGCGCGACUAUCUAGAUAUUACCUCAAAAUGUUCAACAUCGAAUCUAAUCCGUCUACUUCUUCCUCAGGCUUAUUAUUAUGCGAGUGGUCAUCGUGUGUCAUCUGGUGACCACUAGUACCUAUUUUUAGCCGUUUGAAUGAUGUCAGAAGUCCUUGUAGUGCUGUGUCAUAUUAACGUCCUGCAGAUCCAUGUUAUGCCAUUUUGAUUCUUCAUAUCCCAUGUCGAGCACAUCGCUCAGAACUGUGGUAGCAAAGACGACAACACGUACCAACCUGGUGGAAACGCUACGAUGUAUCGCGUUGUCCACUACUCACCAGGCGAUCCCGAACUCGUUCAUCUGAAAAAAUGCGCACAGAAAUGCACUGAGAACGUGGUCAGUGGACCUAUUAUGCAUGAAAAUGAAUUUCCUAUCCGUAGUUAUGUUUUUACUUUUAUUCGCGAUUUUGAUUAUAUCAGACUCAUUUUGUUUGCGUCCAGCACUACAAAGACAGAUCUCGCGACGUUCUCGAGUUAUCCCGCCUCAUGCAUUCUGUCAGAAGUUAAGAUGAAGUAAGAUCACGACACUUCUUCUGUUGCAGCAACCCAACUUCUACCAUAGCUGCGGAUUCCGAGAACCAACGGCAUCGACAAAAACCACAAGAAUGGCGAUGGCUGCUAGCAACACUACUUUUACAUCUGGGGAACAACUUUUAAUUACUAUAGACCUUUUCAUUGCUCACGGUUGCGGUGGUUUCGUUUACGAACGGUCCAAGGUCAAUGAUCCCACAGCAAACCUAGCUGGUGUACUAGGAGCAUGCACCUUGCGUAGAGGACCUGUCGUGAUGAGCGAUUCGAAUCCGUGUCCUCAACUACCUCAAGUCCGUUUUUACAAACGCAUGUCAGCUGUGGUGACAGUGACGGAGGAUAAGACGCUGUAGUGACAGUGGGAAUGGAGAAGAAAACGCUGUAGUGACAGGAGUGGGAGUGGAGGACAAGACGCUGUAGUGAGAGAGGGAAUGGAGAAGAAUACGAUGUGAAGGUACGAUGUGAAGGAGAAGAAGGACUCAUUGUGAAAAAGACUUUGAGGAGGUGGUACGGUAAAAAAGAUGUUGUGCUUUUUAGCACAGAAGCUAAAGUUUAGGGUGCUUUUCAACAGAUAGUACAACUAAUGAACAUCAACUCGCACGAACUGGGGUCGGGGAUCGCAACACGACACGCCGCUGUCAUGAAAAAUAAUGAGUUCGUUGCCAUUUAUCAAUAAAUCGUUCCAAAGAAGACCUGACUCUACUCAUGAGAACAGUGUCGUUCUAACUAACAGCGAAUGUCAAGAAUAUAGAACAAUGGUUUCACUUUGCUGCGUCACUGAAUCUCCGCAAGCAAAAGAUUCAUGAUCAGGUCGGUGUUUCCAAGAAGAGUUACUUAUUUAGGCAAACAACGUGGAUCACGAGUAGAGAAAGAGAUUUGCCAUCAAUGAUUAGCCAUCAAUUGCCUUCCG